GUACAAUGUUCAACAUGCUUGCUACAUUUGCAAUCCAACUCUCGAACAUUUCUUAGUGUUAAAUUAACAUGUUGGCAGUUCAUAAUGAGUACACACACUCACUCCUCCAUUGACUUUACUGGUAUGAUCUAUUCUGAAGUUAUUACACCUACACCAAGGAGGAACGCCCAUGACAGCCAUCUGAAGUGAUUUAAAAAGUUUUGUCCGAUGUCAAAGGGCAAAUCUAAACACUUGUCACUGAAGAUACCAACUGACUGACAUCAACAAAAAGGAAUGUAAUAGGAAAAAGUAGUGCAGCAUGUUUAUUGUAUCGCUACCUCAGAUAACAUGUAGCAUGUGUAUUGUAUUUGUUUGCAUUGUUUUAUUCCCCUUAUACUAAAGCAAUUCGCCAAAGAUUAUAAUUUUUUAUUAGCUAUAAUUUUUUUAGUUUCAAGUUAGUUUCUCUUAUCACUUACAGUACAGCAGCUAUACCUCACAAGCAUCUUUUUAUUUUCUCUUUUGAAGUAAAGAAGACAAAAGAAAACACAGCUUUUCAUGAACUGUUCUGAAGUGGAAAACUUACUGAUUAUUCCAAAGUGCUGACACUGGAGACUCCUUCUACAAAUGUUAAAUAAACAUCUCUUUACAGAAAGCUUCACCAGCCAAAACUAUUGUCAGAGCUUCUGUUAAUGAAAAUUAAUCAAAGCCUGCUGGCCAAUCAGCAAAGUGGUAUAAUUAAUUAAGAGAAUUAAGAGAAUUAAUCAGCAAAUAAUUAAGAGAAUUAAUCAGCAAAGUGGUAUAAUUGAUAAAUAACAGGACUAAGCAACAGCAGUUCAUUGUUAAACUGUUAGACUUGUUUACAGUAAUGUUAGCAAUUGUGCAACAGCAGAACACUGGCUAUGGCUAAUCAAAUUGAUUUGAACUCUAAAUAGCUGUUUGUCCCCAUCAGAAAGGUCACUCUGGGUGACACAGCCCGUAUCAGAUCUAGACUUGAAAAUAAUCAAUGUUAAGGAUUAAAUUUUGUCAUGGGAUGUUUCAUAAAAAGACUGAUUUAACUACACAUGGCUUGUUUGUGACAUGGAGAUAUAUAUCUCAUAGCUUGUUGAAGGCAGGUGGCAUUUACACCUCACAGCUCCAGGGUCCAAGAUAUGAUCUGGGUUACUGUCUGUGUGGAGUUUCACGUUUUCCACAGGUCCGUGUGCGUCUCCUCAGGGUUCCUCUCACCUCCGACAUGCCAGUAGGUAGACUGUCUAUGCUGAAAUGCCCUAGAUGUGAAUGAGCGUGUGAAUGUAGGUGUGUGAUGCCCUGUUGAACUCGUGUCCCAUUCAGGGUGUGUCCCUGCCUCACGCUCAGUGUUCUGGUGAUAGGCACCAGAUCCACCUCAGCCCUGACCAGGAUAAAGCGGUUACUAAAGAUGAACGAAUGACUGAAUGAAGAACCCAUGAAGGCUCUAAAUAUAGCUGAAUCAGAUUGCCUUAGGCUGGACUGGAGCUAAAUUUUGCAGGAAGGUAGCUAUGUGAGAGAAGAUUCGUCAUGUAAAUUGCAGCUCGAGUUCAGUGUCCCUUUAAAAGCGUGUCUGGGAGAGUGCUGAAGUUCCUCUCAGCACCGCUAGGCGAAUCUUUGCUCCAUUUUCUGAAGCUCUUACAAGCGGCUUCAUCUUUGCCUUGCUGGGGACAAGUGGGAGAAAAUCGGCGUGUUAUCAAGCUGUACUCUCUAAAAUCGUGAGGAACGGAUAAAAAGGAGGGAAAAACCCAGAACAAAAGCCGGUUCGGUUUGUUAGCUUAGUUUAGCAUCACUGCGGGGAGGAAUUCGGGCACGAGCCGCAAAAUAAAAGGCGCUUCUGCAUCCCGCUGCUGUAGAAAUGAGGAGAUUCGCUGUGGAUUAAAGACACCUCUUAAAACUGCGUACGGGAAAAUGAUUUUUACUCUGUGAAAUAAACUGGACGGAAUAAUGCUGCCCGUCUGAGUGAAGUCUGGUUUUAUCUGUAUUACUGUUUUUUGUUUUUUUUUUUUCUUGGCUGGAUUUGCUUCCUUCGGAUUCCUUUUUUUUCUUCUUUCUCUUUUUUGUCAAGAAGAAAUGCUCUGAAAACUGGAAAAGGCGAAGAGGAAAACUGUCUGAGGAUAUAGACCUGGGGCCUCAGCGGGCUUGAUUUAUCUGUCCACAACCAGCCGUGAAUGGCUAGCAUGGACAGCGGCUGCGUGGAUAGGACGUGACCUGACGAAUAGUGUGUGGCGAAGAUGUUGUCUUGCCAUGCAUAGCACUCGAUGAGGGAACCCUUGCCAUGCAAAGAACCACUGGACGUUUCGAGAGUCCUACGUUUCGCAGGUGUGACCUCUCGGCUUUGAGCGUGCCCAAUCAAAGGAUAUAGCGGAUAUAAAACCAGCGUCGGAGCUUGUAUCACUGUGGGGAGGGGAGGGGAAUUAGCGAACUAUGCUCGGCCAGCUCGGUCGGCCCUGGAGUGCCAUGCAGUCACGGCUGGAUAUGUGUGCCGGCUUGGAGCUGCCCUCCCUGCUGUGGGUGCUGGCCUUGGCGCUCCAGACUUGGGUGGGUGCUGCGGAGAAGCUGGACGAGUUGGACCCUGUGGUGACCACGGCAUACGGCAAGCUGAGGGGCUUCAAGAAAGAACUCAACAACGAGAUUCUGGGGCCUGUGAUCCAGUUCCUGGGUGUGCCCUACGCGGCACCUCCUACAGGGGAGAGGCGAUUUCAGCCCCCCGAGCCACCCAUGCCCUGGCAAGACAUCCGCAACGCCACACACUUUGGCCCUGUGUGCCCACAGAGUGUUGUGGAAGGCAGGCUGCCUGAUGUCAUGUUGCCUGUAUGGUUCACCAACGGCCUGGAGGUGGUUUCAACCUACGUGCAGGAGCAGAGCGAAGACUGCCUUUUCCUAAACAUUUACGUGCCCACAGAGGAUGUAAAAAGAAUAUCCAAGGAAUGUGCCAGGAAACCGGGCAAGAAAAUAUGUAGAAAAGGAGGUCCUCUUACAAAGAAACAGAAUGAUGAUUUAGGUGAUAAUGACGGUGCAGAGGAUGAAGAUAUCCGAGAGAGUGGAAGUCCCAAGCCGGUGAUGGUUUUCAUCCAUGGCGGAUCUUAUAUGGAAGGCACAGGAAAUAUGUUUGAUGGCAGCAUCUUGGCCAGUUAUGGCAAUGUCAUUGUCAUAACCCUGAACUACCGGCUUGGUGUGCUAGGUUUUUUAAGCACAGGAGACCAGGCGGCCAAAGGCAACUAUGGGCUCUUAGAUCAAAUCCAAGCCCUGCGCUGGACUAGUGAAAACAUUGCCUUCUUUGGUGGCGACCCACUACGCAUUACAGUUUUUGGAUCUGGGGCCGGAGCAUCUUGUGUGAACCUCCUCACGCUGUCCCAUUAUUCUGAAGGUAACCGCUGGAGCAAUUCGACCAAAGGCUUGUUCCAGAGAGCCAUAGCUCAGAGCGGCACGGCCCUGUCCAGCUGGGCAGUGAGUUUCCAACCAGCUAAAUAUGCACGCAUGCUGGCCAGAAAGGUGGGAUGUGACUAUCACGACACAAUGGAACUGGUGGAGUGCCUGCAGAAGAAGGACUACAAGGAGCUGGUGGAGCAGGACAUCCAGCCAGCACGCUACCACAUUGCCUUCGGCCCAGUCAUCGAUGGCGACGUGAUCCCGGACGACCCCCAGAUUCUCAUGGAGCAGGGCGAGUUCCUCAACUACGACAUUAUGCUGGGUGUGAACCAGGGUGAGGGUCUCAAGUUUGUCGAGCUGGUGGUGGAUGGAGACAGCGGUGUGCAGGCCAAUGACUUUGACUAUGCGGUGUCCAGCUUCGUGGACGACCUGUACGGCUACCCCGAGGGCAAAGACGUGCUGCGCGAGACCAUCAAGUUCAUGUACACGGACUGGGCUGACCGGCACAAUCCAGAGACCCGUAGGAAAACGCUGCUGGCGCUCUUCACUGACCACCAGUGGGUAGCGCCUGCUGUGGCCACAGCUGACCUGCACUCCAGCUUCGGCUCGCCCACUUACUUUUACGCUUUCUACCACCACUGCCAGACAGAGCAGGUGCCCGCGUGGGCGGAUGCAGCUCACGGAGAUGAGAUCCCUUAUGUCUUCGGCCUGCCUAUGAUCGGCCCUACCGAGCUCUUUCCCUGCAACUUCUCCAAGAAUGAUGUGAUGCUCAGUGCUGUGGUCAUGACCUACUGGACCAACUUUGCUAAGACUGGUGACCCCAACCAACCAGUGCCGCAGGACACCAAGUUCAUCCACACCAAGCCCAACCGCUUUGAGGAGGUGGCGUGGACAAGGUACAAUCAGAAGGAGCAGCUGUAUCUGCACAUUGGCUUGAAACCACGCGUCAAGGAGCACUACCGUGCCAACAAGGUCAACCUCUGGCUCGAGCUUGUCCCGCACUUACACACCCUCAAUGAGGUCACGCAGGUUGUCUCAUCCACCAGCACCACCACCAAGGUGCCUGCGCCAGACGAGACACCACAGACUCCCAAGAAGAUGCCAGCCAACACCAAGAGGCCCUUCCCCACACCUUUCCCCACCGAGACACAGGAUGCAAACCAAAAUCAGAACCACAACCAACCAUUCCUGGUGGAGCAGCGUGACUACUCCACCGAGCUGAGUGUCACGAUUGCCGUUGGAGCUUCUCUUCUCUUUCUCAACAUCCUGGCCUUUGCUGCACUCUACUACAAGAAGGACAAGCGGCGGCACGAUGGGCAUCGGCGUGGAAGCCCUCAGCGCGCCAAUGCCACCAGUCAACUGGCACCCGUACCCGACGAGGAGCUCAUGUCGCUGCAGAUGAAGCGUGGUGAGCUGGAGCGUGAAUGCCCUCUUGUCUUGAGGAGCGGCUGUCCACCUGACUACACCUUAGCCAUGCGUCGCUCACCUGAUGACGUACCACUCAUGUCCGCUAACACCAUCACCGUCUUGCCCAGCACCAUGCCCAGUGCCCUCGGACCGUUGCAUCCGUUCAACAGCUACGCAGGAGUGCAGCACAACAACACACUGCCCCACCCACAUCCCCAUUCGCAUUCCACAACCAGAGUAUAGCCACACACGUGCACACAUAUAUUCAAAGGAUUUUGGUUUUGGUGAAGCAUAUCUGUGCUACCACCAUUUUGCAGAACAUGGAAUACAGUGGGGUUUCUUUUAUCUCCAUUCGGAGGAAAACUAACGUUUUAUAUUAGAAAUGUGAAAUGAGAAGAAAAUUGCAAAACAAUUUCAGAUUUAAUGAAAAACAACAAACAGAGAUGGAUGAUUUUUUUAAAAUCCUGGUAUCAUAGACAAAGCCAGGCCUAUUUCCUGACAUAGAAGUAUCACUACAAGUUGGCUUGAAAGAUUGGCUUGAUUCAGUUACUGAGUUACAGAGGCUGUGGCAGAGAGGGCGCGUGGGAGGCCCUGUGUAAAUGAAGAAAAUAUAUUGUUUUCCAGAGGCACUCGAUUGUUGAGUACUCUCUCUGGAGCGGACAGGAGAUGCUGCUUACUAAUUUAGGCAUGUGUUCUCCUAUAGAUGGAGGUAUUGUAAGAUACGGAACAAAACAUUACUGGAAAAAGAGGCGUGGACAAGAACUUCUCAAGAAUAUGCACAAUGUCUUGGAAUCUUUUUUGUCAAUUUAUUUUUGGGAACAAUUUUAUUGUAUAGAAUCUAUUUACAUAUCUAGAUAUGUACGCAAAGCUGUUUAAGCUCUGACUCUGGGGCAUCAGUACUGGAGAAUCUGCCAGCAGCUCAUAUACUGGGGUGGGAACGUCACUGGUUUUCUGGCAGAUAUAGCUUCAUCACACAAGUGCUGUCUGUAUGGAGAACUGAAGGACAAAAAAGGGAAGCUGGAUAUUUUUUAGCACGAAGCGCAUGACAAUUUAUCUGCUUGGUGGCUGUUCUGCUGAUUAAGUCUUUAUUAAAAAAAAAUAUUCCCCAUUGGAUCCGUUUGAGGAAAUACUGCUCCGAUUGGCUCACAAUUCUACCAAAAUCGGAAUACGCUGGCACGGACAAAGGCAACGGUUCCCGAAAGGAUGUGGCUGAAACUGAAAGUGGGGGGGGGGCAGGGAUAUGCUACAUAGAGUGCAUUCACAAAUAGCUUGAGUGAACGUGGUUAUAAGGACUAGUUUUGUACAAUGUGUCUUGGUAAAACUUUUUAAUAGUGGUGAGUCACUUGCUGUUUGAGAUCCCAUUUGUGGGAUAAUCAUGAUUGUUUCUUUUUUUCUUUAAUUUGCUUGUUUGGGCUUGCUGUAUUACAUUAUUUUUAUUUAUUUUUAUUGUACCAAUUUUACCUUAGAAAAUAACCCUCAUCAUUUAGUUUAUUUCUUAGCCAUACUUAUCAGGAAGUCCCCUGCAUAACAGAAGCCCCAAGAAAUGAAGUUGCUGGGAACCAUUCUGCAUAACUUUAGUUCUCUGGAAUGUGAUUGGUUGCAUUGAUUUUCUUUUGCGCGUGCCCCUUUAUUGAGUCCCCCGCUGUAGCCCUACUUAAAAAUGAACACUGAUGCAGGGAGGCUCUGCUGACAGUGUAGAUUUGAAGGCCCUCUCAUCUUCUUUUGCCCACAUCUGAUCACAGCAGGUGCCGAGGUGGUGGUGUGAAAAAUUAAAUAAAUAAUAAAUAAAUAGGAAAAAAAAAAGUUCACCUGAGCUGUACUAGUAGCGGAUCAGUUUCCACAGUAUAUCACUCUGUCACUAGAAACGCCUUUAAAAUCAUUUCCCAUGCUGAUUAGCAUGUCUGUCACUUUCACUUUGGCCCUCCUUCAGUCAUUUUGCUGUCAUUCUUAGGUAGGCAUUAGAUUUUUCUUUUUUUUUUUUUUGAACACAAGACUAACUGUUCUUCCAUUACUGCAAUUCUGCGUUCUGUCUACACAGGCAAUUAGUAUUCAGUUUGCCCAUAUUCUGCUUCUCCACUUAAACAUGUUAUAGCACUGUGGCGAAGUAACCUGUCAAACGCAGAUAAAAGUUGGCUUUGCAUGAGUCUCUUUUGUCUCUCCAAAAUUCCUCCAUGCAUCUGUAUGAGUAGAAAAGGCUACUGCAGGAAUGCUUUUCUGACAUCGUUCUUAAUCUUCUUGAAUACUAAUAGUGGGCGGUAUGUCAGCCGAUCCCAUAAAUCAGUUGAAGUUCUUAUUAAAGUGUAGAUUUUCAACACUUUUACAUAACAACACAAUAUAUUACCCUACAUUCACACUGGCAAGUGACAAAGCAACAAGUGACAGCUCGUUUUCUAUAUACGUGCGUGACAUGGAGUCGCAAUUUCUGCAAGUGACAUUUGCAUUGAGAUUUUCUGAACUCUAUGCAAAUUAUGUAUGAUGUGGUAAAGCGACUUAUCCAAACUUAUCAACUCAGAUGAUUUCCUGGACCAAUCCUGUGGCACAUGUGGUCUGACAUUUCUUCAGUUCCCUACUCACAACUUUAGUUCCUACCAGCAAUUAGUUCCCUUUUACUGUUUGACAUGCAAAAAUGGAAGAAAAUCUUACAACCAUGGGUUCAUGUUGUGAUGAUGUGUAUACAGAUUUGAUGGAAAAAAAAAAGCUUGGGAGGAAGUAGCAAAUAUCAUACAGUUAUCGUACAAAGCUAGGAUGACGGCUGUCAUUGGCCAGUCAGUGAUCAGAUUCUUGAUGAGAUGUUACAGAGACAAAAAUACUGUCAGGUGUUUUCGUACUGAUGCGAAAAGCUAAUAACUGUGCAGUCCUGCGCUAUGGCUGCACUGAAGGCUACUGCCGGUAAGAUUGUUAGUUUAAAUAAUCACUUUUAAUGAUUUUAAAAAUUUUACUAGGACAUACUAAUGUCUACAAAAUAGCAGGUAAACGUCAUAUUAUAAGCAGUGUGGUUAGCAUAGAAAUAAAUAAGGAAAAUGCACAGCAUUGGACCUGCCUGCUGUGUUUUGAUUGGCUCGUGUGCCUAUUGCAAACAAAAUCUUAAAAAUAAAAGCUGCUGUUUAUUUUUAUAACCGAUAUAAAUGAAGCAGUGUUCAUUCAGUGUUGGAGUGGUUUCCCAAAUGGCAAAUUUAAAUUUAAUUUGGUUUGUCUUUGCAUAUUCAACAUGAAAUGGGUUCAGUUUGGUUUCAUAACUUGUUUAACAGGAAACCAAAGAAUACCAAAAACAUUGGUUAAGAACUUGAACCAUCAAAUUAUAUCAUGAAAAAUAUUGAUAACUGUUUUAUACUAGACCAUGAUUUUUUUUUUUUUGCUCAUACAUACUCCACUCCUCCUCCCCACCACAAAAAUAUCUAAAGGCAACACUUUCACAAUUGCCCUUAACGUAUUUGAAAUCUGAGAGCCCAAUGAGUAAUACAGUGCCAUCAAGGAGUGAUUAAUUAAAGCGCUUGUGAGUUCAGAGAGAUAUGGGUUAUUCAGAAAAGUCACAAUGACACACAGGCACACUGCCAGUGAGGAGAGAAAGAGAGGAUAAGACAGAGGACUUCAAAAAAAUAAAAGGAGAAAAUUAUGCAGUUGUCCCAGGGCCCAGGUGACCUGUGACACGGCGCAGGUCCCAAACAAGAUGUUCCCUUCUAGAACACGGCCUCCACUGGGCUGCUGCGUUCCUGUCCACUCUGUUCCUACUGAGCAGCACAGUAAAUACAGUGCAGGAGAAGCUGGAGCAUUAACUAAAGCCCACCACACAGCCUCGCUCACUCAAUCAAUACAGGUAUGUAUAUGCAAAGCAGCCCUGCCCCAAGUUCCCUUCCAAACGAGACUCCUUUUGAGCAGCGUUCAAAUUUAAUGAGCCGUUCAUACGAGGGCUCCUUUGAGGAUUUGUCCCAUAUAUUUGCAUGUAGGACCAAGGUGAGAGCUGGGAAACAUCAGUUACCGAGGCGAGCUGCAGGGCUCGAUAUCACACACCAUCGACAAGAUGAGCCUCACGACUGAAUGUAUUACAACAUCGAGUGCCAUUUACAAUUUGUUUGUUUUUUUUUCUUUUUCUUUUUUUCCUUUUGUUCAAUCUAAGCUUCAAAGGGACGAUCAGAAUGCCUGUUCAUGGGAACCAUAUCAGAGGGCAGUUGUAAUGUAGAUUAUUUGUCAUUAUGUCUUUAUUUCUGGUUAAAUAGGACUUACUCUUCUGGAGCACAAUAAAUGAUUUUAUUAAGCUGAA
Messenger RNA from Pangasianodon hypophthalmus (striped catfish), 9019 nucleotides. RefSeq names its product neuroligin 1 (gene nlgn1). Gene Ontology annotation, cellular component: postsynaptic specialization membrane; cell surface; synapse. Gene Ontology annotation, biological process: synaptic vesicle endocytosis; chemical synaptic transmission; presynaptic membrane assembly. The transcript has 8 exons. Gene Ontology annotation, molecular function: signaling receptor activity; neurexin family protein binding. NCBI's taxonomy places the organism in Eukaryota, Metazoa, Chordata, Actinopteri, Siluriformes, Pangasiidae. The coding region runs from base 2410 to 5004 and encodes 864 amino acids. The record is from RefSeq and is a predicted model, not a curated record.